Messenger RNA from Clarias gariepinus (North African catfish), 711 nucleotides. Its product is annotated as fucolectin-like. The record is from RefSeq and is a predicted model, not a curated record. Lineage: Eukaryota; Metazoa; Chordata; Actinopteri; Siluriformes; Clariidae. Bases 10 to 687 code for a protein of 225 amino acids. The transcript has 7 exons.
GAACAGAAAAUGAAGAAUUCUCAGAGGCUUGUAUUUCUUUGUUUAGGGGUAUGCAUUUUCUCAUUACAGUGGAUACUGACCCAUCAGCAAGUAAAUAUGGCCUUACGAGGAAUAGCAGCACAAUCUUCUACAUUUGUAAACGUUUAUCCUGCCAACUUGGCUAUUGAUGGCAACACAGCAUCUAACUUGGGUUCUGGCUCAUGUACACACACAAAUGGAGACUAUGGCGCAUGGUGGCGGGUGGAUUUGCUGGCAUUGUUUGAUAUUAGCACUGUAAUCAUUACUAACAGAGGCGACGCCUGUCCAGAGCGAAUAAACGGUGCUGAGAUUCACAUUGGCAAAUCUCUAGUCAACAACGGCAACAAUAACCCCAGAUGUGUUGUUAUUUCUAGCAUCCCUGCUGGUGUGUCUGCAAAUUACACCUGCAAUAUGAUGGGUCGUUACGUGAACAUCAUCAUUCCCAAUAUUAAUCAGUACCUUACUCUUUGUGAGGUGCAAGUCUUUGGAGUUCCAGUGCCCAUUAUUAAGAGGGUAUUUCUGAGCUUAAAGAUUAAGAGCAAUGAGGAUGUCAACAACCCCACCAUUAGGGACAAGGUUCUUCAAAAGAUUCAAUCAGUCUGUCCGCAGCGACUGGUGUUUCAGAUUCGCUGGACAAUGGAACCAGAACUGGAAACAAAAAAAAAUUGAUAUUGCUUCAUCUGCCCCAUCCAG